AUGGCGCAAAACGAUUCUGUCUUCGUCGCGCAAACUAUCGUCGUGCAAAUAGUAAAACAUAGUAGUGAGUUGGAGGAGCUGCAAGAUGAUGCUAACCCAAAUUUUGUGGAGGAAAUUGCUACAUCCUACUACCGAGAUUCAUCUAGAUCACUCCAAACCAUAGAGCUGGCGCUAGAGAAGACCCCUCGUGAUUUUAAUAAAUUGGACGGCUACAUGCAUCAGUUCAAGGGAAGUAGCUCAAGCAUCGGAGCCAAAAAGGUAAAAGCUGAGUGCCAACAGUUCAGGGAAUAUUGCAAGGCAGGAAAUGGAGAAGGAUGCAUGAGGACUUUCCAAGCAUUGAAGAAAGAGCAUGCAACACUGAAGAAGAGGCUUGAGGCUUAUUUUCAGAUGGCAAGGCAAGCUGGGCCUAUUGAGACAGCAUGUCGCCCCAAGUGAAGAAAAAAUUAUUAACAGCCA
Molecule: messenger RNA, 456 nt
Organism: Prunus avium (sweet cherry)
Lineage: Eukaryota; Viridiplantae; Streptophyta; Magnoliopsida; Rosales; Rosaceae
Source: RefSeq, a predicted model, not a curated record